GCUAUAUUUGUUGUUGUUUCAAGUAUCAAACCCCAACGAAGCGAACUCUUCCUCACGAAGUGAUUUUCGAAGAAACCGAAACGGCGGAUCAGAAUGGGAAACCAGAAGCAGAAGUGGACGCAGGAGGAGGAAGAGGCACUUUUGGCUGGCGUACAGAAGCACGGUCCAGGGAAGUGGAAGAACAUUCUCAAGGAUCCUGAAUUCGCUCCGUUUCUCACUCAUCGCUCUAACAUUGACCUCAAGGAUAAAUGGCGUAAUUUGAGUGUCAGUACUGCUUCACAAGGCUCAAAAGAGAAGUCCAGGACUCCCAAAGCUAAAGCUAUUGUUGCUGCCUCAGUUUCUAACAACCAAAACUCUGCUCUUACUAAGUUUAAUGCAUCUGCUGAUGCUGCAGGAGAAGAUCCACCAAACAGCGCCCCACAGGAUGGGAAAAAUGUCCCAAGGUAUCAUACAAUGAUUUUUGAAGCUCUUUCAACCAUAAAAGAUUCAAAUGGAUGCGACAUAGGUACAAUUGUUAACUUUAUUGAGCAAAGGCAUGAGGUGCCACAAAACUUUAGAAGGCAAUUGAGCUCAAAGUUGAGGAGGCUUGUUUCACAAGGAAAGCUAGAAAAGAUUCAGAAUUGCUACAAGGUAAAGAAAGACAAUUCACUGGCAGUUAAAACUCCUACACCCAAACAAAAGGAUGUCAGGCAACGAAUGUCGCAAUAUACUAUGGGAGGGUUGAUGCCAUCAGGGGAGACGGUGGAAGACGCGGCGAAAGCAGCUGCCUACAAAGUUGCUGAUGCAGAGAACAAAUCUUUCUUAGCUGCGGAAGCUGUGAAGGAGGCAGAGAGAAUAGCAAAGAUGGCUGAAGAUACAGAUUCUAUGCUACAGAUUAUAAAAGAGAUGUAUGAAAAAUGUUCUCGUGGGGAAAUUGUUCUCUUGGCUUAGAUAAAUCGCUUGUAAGUUUAAUGGCCAAUCCAAUCCAUCGCUGUUUUUGUAAUCCGCAUGUAAAUUCUUCAAGCCAGUGGAAUUUUCAGGUUUCUUCAUGCAUCCCAUCAAAAUUCCCCGUCGCAAUCAAAUCAAAUUAAUUUAUAGGUAGAGAUCCAAUAUUUCUCUUGAUGUUCCAAUGAGCUUGUGUUGCUUCCAUUAGAAUUUGGUUAGAACAUACCCAAUUUUCCUAAGCAGAGGGGAGAUUAAGUGCA
Cucurbita pepo subsp. pepo (vegetable marrow) is the source of this 1184-nucleotide messenger RNA. The record is from RefSeq and is a predicted model, not a curated record. NCBI's taxonomy places the organism in Eukaryota, Viridiplantae, Streptophyta, Magnoliopsida, Cucurbitales, Cucurbitaceae.